Messenger RNA from Talaromyces marneffei, 1836 nucleotides. RefSeq lists its product as uncharacterized. Gene Ontology annotation, molecular function: oxidoreductase activity. Bases 1 to 1836 code for a protein of 611 amino acids. The record is from RefSeq and is a predicted model, not a curated record. The transcript has 2 exons. Lineage: Eukaryota; Fungi; Ascomycota; Eurotiomycetes; Eurotiales; Trichocomaceae.
AUGACCGGAGUCAAAAUCGUGGACUUUGCCAAAUGUUCUGGCGGCUACUAUGCGCCGGCGACACUUUCACCCACGAAUAGUGAAGUUCUGUAUGUUUCAGGACAACCAGGUAGCACACGCGGAGGCAUUGUGCCCACAGACUAUGAGUCUCAGAUUCAUCUAGCCCUUCUGAACCUCCGCAAAAUCAUGAUUAUUGGUGGAGUUACGGUGAAGGAUAUUCUUAAGCUCACAUUGCUUAUUGUGAACUAUGAUCCGAAACAGCGCAAGCAUGCUCGACCACUAGAGAAGUUUUUGACUGGACAUCGACCUGCGAUUACACUGGUACCUGUCGCACAGUUGGCCGUGCCUGGUUGGUUGUUCGAAAUCGAUGCAGUCAUUGCUCGCCCCUCAUCAUCGGUUUCGAUUCCUCGCCAACUGUCACUCGAACCAGUAGAGAAAAUCGUGGAUGUGGUCAUCGUCGGUGCCGGACUUGCGGGUUUGGCAGCGGCAACUGAGUUGCAGCGAGCUGGCCACUCAUUCAUGAUUCUGGAAGCAAGAGAUCGUGUAGGGGGCAAAACGUGGUCGCAAGCAUUACUUGAUGGAGAACAAGGAGUAGUUGACCUUGGAGCAGCUUGGAUAAACAGCACAAACCAGAGCAAAAUGUAUGCCCUGGCAAAGAAGUAUGGUGCAGAGAUUUUGGAGCAAAACACGACUGGGAAGUGUGUGCUACAAGAUGCUGAUGGAAACUGCUCUACAUUUGAAUAUGGAGACCUUCCUAAAUUUAAUACCGCAAUUGCCAAAGACGUUGCCCGAAUUCGUGAUAUGGUUGAAGCUGAUUGUCAGACUCUUAACCCGGCCCGACCACAGAACGCUGAGUGGGACUCGGUGACUUUUGAAGCUUACUUGAGAUCUAGCGGCGCCAGUGCUGAGGCUCUCGCCACUGCUACAGUAUGGACUCGUGCCAUGCUUGGUCAAGAUCCCAAAGAUAUAUCCGCCCUAUAUUUCCUCACUUACUGCAGAUCUGGCGGUGGUCUACUUCAGAUGAGAUCGGAUCGUCUAGGAGGUGGACAACAUCUCCGUAUCCGUCAGGGUACACAGUUAUUUUCCAUUGGACUUGCGAAAGAUCUUCCGGAGGGAACUGUUUGCCUGUCUACCCCUGUCAGUUCCAUCACACAGGGUAAUAUUUCUUCCGACAUCGAGGUAACAACAGUGAACCAAAAGAAAUUCCGUGCACGAAAAGUAAUUACUACUGUUCCUAGCCCCGUGCUGAAAACAAUCUCCUUCACGCCCGACUUGCCAUCUUCGAAGAAAUUAUGGUCAGAAUCCUCAGUGUACGGCUAUUAUACGAAAGCUAUGAUGAUCUUCCGGACGCCCUUUUGGGUUGAGAAAGGAUACUGUGGGCUCUCCCAAUCCUUUACUGGACCUGCUGCAGUGAUUCGUGAUACCAGCAGCCUGCCAGACCAGAAACACAUUUUGACUUGUUUCGUGGCUGGCGAUCCAGGGCGCGUCUGGGCAGCAUUGGCAACAGAAGAGCGCGAAAUGGCCCUCGUUAAACAGAUUGGCCAGUUAUUCAAUUCCAAAGUCGAGGCAUCUCGUGACUUCGUCAAUAUGGUGACAUACGAGUGGAUAUCAGACCCAUAUUCGGGAUGGGGUUGCCCAUGUGCAUCGCUCACGCCAGGAGUCAUGGACACUCUUGGUGGAAGUGGACUGCGGGAGCCGUUUGGAGACCUACAUUUUGCUGGAACUGAAACAGCUGUUAAUUGGCGAGGCUAUAUGGAAGGCGCUGUAGAAAGUGGAGAGCGCGCUGCUGCUGAAGUCAUCCAGGGGUUGAAAGCUGGAGCUCUUGCACGAUUGUAG